Dichomitus squalens LYAD-421 SS1 is the source of this 1275-nucleotide messenger RNA. Its product is annotated as tryptophan synthase beta subunit-like PLP-dependent enzyme. Bases 49 to 1176 code for a protein of 375 amino acids. Gene Ontology annotation, molecular function: threonine deaminase activity; L-serine ammonia-lyase activity. Gene Ontology annotation, biological process: L-serine catabolic process; L-threonine catabolic process. The record is from RefSeq and is a predicted model, not a curated record. NCBI's taxonomy places the organism in Eukaryota, Fungi, Basidiomycota, Agaricomycetes, Polyporales, Polyporaceae. The transcript has 5 exons.
GCUGAAGCCCCCAUAGAAGACGAAGUUCAUCCCACACAGUGCUUGGAGAUGGCAUACACCGACAAACUCUGGCAAGAGACUCCUCUUAUCCGCUCUAUCCACAUCUCAUCGCUUCUCGGAUGUGAUGCGUACCUCAAGCUAGAAAACCUGCACCCGUCCCAGUCGUUCAAAUACCGAGGCAUCUCCCAUUUCGCGCAGCACGCCUACCGCACCCAUGGGCCCGAUACUCACCUCAUCAUUGCAUCGGGCGGAAAUGCCGGCCUUGCCGCAGCCUGUGCAGCUAAUGUCCUUCGGCUCCGGUGCACCGUGUUCCUUCCUCAUGGUGGCCUAAGCCAGCCGACCAUCGAUUUCAUACGCAAGGAGGGAGCGGAAGUUGAGAUUGGGGGCGAUUACUACCUACAAGCUCUGCAGCGGGCGCAGGCCGCCGUGGCGGCAGAAGCUAAGGCGGUCAUGAUCCCUGCGUACGACGAUCCCCUCAUAUGGGAGGGCCACGCGAGCAUGGUACACGAGAUUCAUAGCCAGCUUCCCGAAGGCGUCAGGCCCGACGCGAUUUUCUGCAGCGUGGGCGGAGGUGGUCUCGCCGGAGGGGUCAUAGAAGGCUGUUCAGCCGUCGGGUGGGAUGACGUUCCUCUCGUAACCGUGGAGACUCACGGUUCGAAUUGCUUCUACCAAUCUCUGUCCCUGAACGAGGGCCCGUUCUCCGGCGACGUGUCGUCAAGGCUUACACCGGAAGGGACCAGGGCCGAAUACUGCAGGGAGCACAACGUGACACUGGCCCACCUAGCAAAUCUCACCUCGCGUGCAUCUUCCUUGAAUGCAUCUUCUCCUUCAGCAACAAUCGUCAAGAAAGCGCUGGAGAGAAGGGGAGGCAUCAAGAGCGUUUGCCUUCCUGACGAAAUGGCAAUGCAGGCCGCGCUAUACUUCGCUGAGGACCACAAGAUCCUGGCAGAACUAGCAUGUGCUACAACCCUCGCCCCAGCUUACAAGCCGACCCUUUUCCGAAAGUUGGUUCCGGAAUCUGAGAAGAGGACAACGGUAGUGUUCAUCGUAUGCGGCGGCUUCAAGAUCUCGUUGGCUGACUUGGAGGAAUAUAAGAACAUCGUGGCGUCCGAGAUAGCAGCAGCUAAGGAAUGGGACGUCGCACACAACGGAGAAACCUUCUCCAUACCAAGGUAGAUUGAAGAGCGGUGGGAUGCGCAUUAGUGUACGAAUACAGUGCAGAAGCGAGUAUUGGAGAUGGACGGGUGUAAUGUCAAAUUUUAUGCUGAGUCGAAC